Cyprinodon tularosa is the source of this 1318-nucleotide messenger RNA. It is a transcript of the gene rilpl2, whose product is annotated as Rab interacting lysosomal protein-like 2. The transcript has 4 exons. Gene Ontology annotation, biological process: cilium assembly. Gene Ontology annotation, cellular component: ciliary basal body; cytoplasm. The coding region runs from base 302 to 886 and encodes 194 amino acids. The record is from RefSeq and is a predicted model, not a curated record. Lineage: Eukaryota; Metazoa; Chordata; Actinopteri; Cyprinodontiformes; Cyprinodontidae. Gene Ontology annotation, molecular function: protein dimerization activity.
UGUGUCCUUUUUUCUUUAUUGAAAUAAAUGAACUCCGUUUAGGAUUUGAUCGUGCGCGAGGGAGCGGUUUUACACAGACGAUCUUUGAACACACCUGUCGCUAGGAUACUUUGCCCUCCUCUGCCGUCACGCUAUUGGAGGAUGAGUGAUGGGGGAAGUGCUGCCCCGCUGGAAGUUUGUUACCUUCGUUUCGGAAAAAGAUCCAGAGUCAACAAACUGAGAGGAAUCGUUCUGUUUAGAACUUCGAGUGUGAGAUUGUGUUUAAAAAGUUACUUUAUUUAAGGAGUUUGUCUGUGUUGUAAUGGAGUUUGGUGAAGAGUCGUCGCCUGCUCUGGCCUUUGAGAAGAACGCCUUUGAGCUCACUGUCGAAGAUGUCUAUGACAUUUCAUACGUGAUCGGCCGAGAUUUGUUAAAAAUCAGCAGCACCGGUGAGGAAGUGUCGGAUUUACAGUUCAGGAUAGUCCGGGUCCUCGAGAUGUUUGAAACUUUGGUGAAUAAGUACAAUCUGUCAGUGGAGGAGCUGAAAAUGGAGCGAGACAACCUGAAGGCAGAGCUGGACAGGAUCAUCAAGGAGGGCUCUCCUUCCUCCGGACAUGGCGCGCAGCAAACGGGAGCAAAUCAGGUGGUGGUGGACUUGAAUGAUCCGAACAGACCGCGCUUCACCAUGCAGGAGCUGAAGGAGGUGCUACAGGAGAGGAACCAGCUGAAGGCUCAGCUCAUGGUGGCUCAGGAGGAGAUCCAGCUAUACAAGAGUGGGAUUCUACCUCAGCCUGAACCAGCCAUGGUCGACGUGGAUCUGGAUACACCAGCAGCCAGAGAGGACAGUUCAUCCACUAUAAAUGAGAAGACAACUAUAGGAAAACUGUUUUCAUUUAGGAGAAAAUGAGAGGAAUCUUCCAGAAGAUCUCAACGUUUAAGAGACAGAUGGGAUUUAACUGCACAAUUUUCAACCACUCUUUUAAUUAUUGUUUACACAUACAUCAGGUUAAUAAUCUUUUGCACUGUAGAUUUUAACCGAAGAUAUUUUUUAGUAUUACAGUGCUGCAGAAGCUGAACUACAAAUAUUUUAAGGUAACUGGAAAGUAUUAUGUUUUAAUUAUUCCCUUUGUACUUUUCUAAAUGAAGUCUUAAAAGAUGAAGAUAUUAUGCACAGAACCAAGUAAUUAAAAUAUGGUCACAUUCAGCCAAUGGCGUCAAACACAGAGAUGGUUCUUUUAUUGCUGGGUAUUUAUGCAGAAUGUAAAAAAAAUAAAUGGAUGAAUACCAGCUCCCACCUUAUGUAUGAUAUUCAAAGUGAAAAUAAAACCAGAAUUUGUAA